AUGGAGAACCAUUUAUCAAACGACCGCAUAAUAUCUUAUCAUAGAAAUAAAUUAGAUUACAUAGAAUCUCCAGAAAAUAGCUUAUAGUUUGCAUUUGGAGAUCGUCGAUAUGAAAAAAUGGCAAGAUAAUUAGUAUAAGAAACUGAUAUUUUAAAAUUAAAAAUAUUAACAGAAAUCAAUGAAGACUUUAGAAGAUCAGAUUUUAUAAAUUUGGCAUUAUUAAGUAGCGAUAUAUUGGAAGUUUUAAUAAAGCAUUUUUAAGAUAAAUCAUAAAAUAUAAGGGAGUUAGCUUCUCGUUCUAUUGUUUAAGUAUGCUCUCUUAAUUAUGGGAGAGAUAGAAUUAUUGAAAAAGCACAUAUUCAUAAUAUUUGUUCUUUAAUAGAUGAUAAUGUUUCUUAAAUAAGAACUAAUUCAUAUAAUGCAAUGCUAAAUUUGGCCGAAUAUAGAAUAGGAGCUGAACAUAUUUUGAUAGCUGAAAAAUUACCACUUUUUGUGGACAAAUUAAUAGAAGAAAAAGAAGAAAGCAUAUUAAUAUAAGUAUUGUAGUUAAUAAAAAAGUUACUUGAAGGUGAAGGCGGAACUGAUAUCAUUUUAUAAACUGAAGCAAUUUAAAGACUAACUAACCAUUUAGAACAUAGAAAUUAAAAAGUAUUUUUUUGUUUUUUGGAAAUAUAAAAUAAUUGUAUUAUUUUUUAUUUAUUUUUAUUAAAAAAAAAGAUUAGAGAACUUUCGGCUAUUAAUUUAGCUUGUAUUAGUUUUUUGGAAACAGGAAAAAUCAAAGAAAUGGAACUUAAUUGUGUAUUGCCUUUAUGUUAAAAAUUAGAAGACUAGUAAAGUUCAGUCAGAGAAGCUGCUAGUAUCUGUUUAGCUUCUUUAGCUUAAAAAAACUAAGCGAAAUUUUAAGUUAUUUUUUUUAAUUUAAUUAUUUUAUUAUUUUAUAAAAAAGAUGAUCCCUCUCUUUAGACUAAACUUAAUAUUAUUUAAUUAAUUGCUUCUAUUUCUGAACAUCCAGUAGGAAGAAAAAUUGCUCAUGAAUGUUUACCAAAGUUAGAAUAACUUAAAGAAGAUAAAGAUAAUGAAUAUUUAGUUCCUUAUAUUUUAUAAACUGUUGAAGUUAUUACAUGGGUUCCUUGA
This is a messenger RNA of Ichthyophthirius multifiliis, 1134 nucleotides long. Its product is annotated as rtdr1-prov protein, putative. NCBI's taxonomy places the organism in Eukaryota, Ciliophora, Oligohymenophorea, Hymenostomatida. The record is from RefSeq and is a predicted model, not a curated record. Gene Ontology annotation, molecular function: protein binding. The transcript is spliced from 2 exons.